Molecule: messenger RNA, 1438 nt
Organism: Oldenlandia corymbosa var. corymbosa
Lineage: Eukaryota; Viridiplantae; Streptophyta; Magnoliopsida; Gentianales; Rubiaceae
Source: the annotation of a GenBank genome assembly
UCCAUUUCGAGCAUGAAAUCAAACGCAUUUAUAUAAAGCCUUUCUUUUCUUUUCUUAUACAAACUAUGAGUUAAUUAUAACUUCCAUCGUAACACAUAUCACGCUCAAACUAUUUCUCAUUGAAAUAGGGAAUUUUGUCCGAAAUAUAAUGCUCGUCCACAGCAAACACUUCUAGACACUUAACAAUAGUCGAUCGAGGGUCAAAGAAGAUUAUGUAUACAAGCUCCCCCCUCCCUGAGUUGAUACCUCAUAAAUUACAGAAUAUGCUUCUCAUUGAAUUGCUACAGCUAACAAUUGAACAUGAAACCAAAAGGAGCAUUUUGUAUUUGUCGAAAUGAAACAUGCAAAAUUCACAUGCAGCACAGCCCCAUAACCUGUCCUGUCUUCCUCUCUUCAAUAUUUCUUGCAUGCAUGUGAAACGCCUUCUAACCCCUCCUUAUCUCUUCCAACCCAUAUUGGUUUUACACCAAGAAAAUCCUUCCACUAUCAAUCACAUUGUGUCUAUAUAACAACCUACAAUCUCUCAAAUUCAUAAGUCUUCACAUCAAGAAAAUAUCUACAUUUCCCUGAGUGAUUAUAACUAUAUCUUUCUCAAAGAUGUUCCUCCAAACCUUGUUCAUUUUUUCACUCCUAAUUGCCACCACUCAAGCUUCAGUCCUAGACUUCUGCGUCGCAGACCCUGCAUUGCCUGUUGGCCCUGCAGGCUACCCAUGCAAGAAGGCGGCCGCUGUCACGGUGGACGACUUUGUCUACUAUCUGGGAGCUGCCGGAAACACAUCUAACAUCAUUAAGGCCGCGGUGACCCCGGCGUUCUCGCCCACAUUCCCCGGCGUGAAUGGCCUCGACAUAUCCAUCGGGCGUUUGGAUGUCGCGGUGGGGGGUGUUAUACCGUUCCACACUCACCCUGGAGGAUCAGAAAUCCUGGUGGUGAUUCAGGGCACACUCUGCGCCGGUUUCAUCUCUUCCUUUGAUAACAAAGUCUACUUCAAGACUUUGAACAAAGGUGAUGUGAUGGUUUUCCCGCAAGGGUUGCUGCAUUUCCAGUUCAACUCUGGCAAGAUUCCUUCCAUUGCCUUUGUCAGCUUCAGCAGUGCCAACCCGGGUUUACAGAUCACUGAUUUCGCCUUCUUCAAGAAUGAUUUGCCAACAGAAAUCGUCGCGACAACAACUUUCCUCGAUGUUGCUCAGAUCAAGAAGCUCAAGGGAGUCCUUGGCGGCACAAAUUAAGCUCAGAAGAUUAAUAAUGUCUUCCUCUUUCAACAAAAUUUGAGUCAGUUUAAUUAAUUUGUUUUCAGGAAGAAAAUUAUGAUUUUCAGUCUUCAUUUCUCGUUAAGAAGAAUGUCUGUAAUUGAUUGAUUCAAGUGUAGUGUUUUUGUUUUUUUUUUUUCCCCCUUUCAAGGAUCACUUUGCUACUGAGAUAGCUUUUCUUAAAUGCCCA